Emiliania huxleyi CCMP1516 is the source of this 1014-nucleotide messenger RNA. RefSeq lists its product as hypothetical. Gene Ontology annotation, molecular function: nucleic acid binding; RNA helicase activity; ATP binding. The annotation marks the transcript as partial. The transcript has 6 exons. Lineage: Eukaryota; Haptophyta; Isochrysidales; Noelaerhabdaceae. The record is from RefSeq and is a predicted model, not a curated record.
AAGACCUUCAAGGAGCUCGGCCUGGCGGACCCGCUCUGCGACGCUUGCCAAAAGAUGAACUUCAAGGCGCCGACCGCCAUCCAGUGCGAGGCGAUCCCGUGGGCGCUCGCCGGCCGCGACGUCAUUGGCCUCGCGGAGACGGGUUCGGGGAAGACGGCCGCCUUUGGCCUGCCCGUGCUCAACCGGCUGCUCGACGCGCCCCAGCCGCUCUUUGGCCUCAUCAUCUCGCCGACGCGUGAGCUGGCGCUGCAGAUCGGAGAGCAGCUCGAGGCGCUCGGCUCGAUGAUCGGCGUCAAGGUUGCGGUGGUGGUGGGCGGGGUCGACAUGGUGCAGCAGGCGAUCCUGCUCGCCAAGCGGCCGCACCUCGUCGUCGGCACGCCCGGCCGGCUGGUCGACCACCUGCAAAACACGCGCGGCUUCUCGGUGAAGGGUGUGCGGUACCUGGUGCUGGACGAGGCGGACAAGCUUCUGGCGAUGGACUUUGAGAAGGAGCUGGACACGAUCGUCCACGCCAUCCCGCGCGAGCGGAACACCCUCCUCUUCUCCGCGACGAUGACCUCAAAGGUCAAGAAGCUGCAGCGCGCCUCGCUGACGAACCCGGUCAAGGUGGAGGUUUCGUCAAAGUACAAGACGGUGCGCACGCUGCUCCAGCAGUACCUCUUCGUGCCGUCAAAGCUCAAGGACGUCUACCUCGCCUUCGUCCUGAACGAGCUGGCGGGCAACACGGCGAUCGUGUUCGUGUCCACCUGCGCCAACGCGCAGCGCCUCGCCCUCGCCCUGCGCGCGCUUGGCUUCGGCGCCCUGCCGCAGCCCAAGCGGCUCGCCGCUCUCAACAAGUUCAAGGCGGGCGGGCGCUCGCGCUCUAUCCUCAUCGCGACUGACGUCGCCGCGCGCGGACUCGACAUCCCGUCGGUCGACCUGGUCCUCAACUACGACCUGCCCGCAAACUCCAAGGACUACAUCCACCGCGUGGGCCGCACCGCGCGCGCAGGGCGAGAUCGCGCCGAGAUCUCC